Messenger RNA from Microcebus murinus (gray mouse lemur), 2495 nucleotides. The record is from RefSeq and is a predicted model, not a curated record. NCBI's taxonomy places the organism in Eukaryota, Metazoa, Chordata, Mammalia, Primates, Cheirogaleidae.
CGGUGCGCUUUCCGGCGCAGUCGCGGCGCGUCGCAGCUGUCAUGGCGGAGGCCUCUUGGAGCACUGACACGGGGGAGGCAGUGUAUCGCUCCCUGGAUCCCGUGCGCAACUUGCGCCUCCGAGUCCACCUGCAAAGAAUCACAUCAGGCAACUUUCUUCAUUAUCAGCCUGCUGCCCAGUCCGGGAGUGACCUCAUAGACUUGGCCACUUUUAGGCCUCAACCAACUGCCAUCACAGAGCAAGAAAUGAUGCUGGUUUGGCUCAAGCGUUUGACUCACUCUGUUGUCUUUGGAGGUGGACACCGCCCGGAUGAAGAUGAAGAGGAGGAGAUUGUCAUUGGGUGGCAGGAGAAGCUCUUUAGCCAGUUUGAAGUAGAUUUAUACCAAAAUGAAGCAGCCUGUCAGAGUCCUUUGGAUUGUCAAUAUCGUCAAGAGAUCCUGAAGUUGGAGAAUUCAGGUGGCAGGAAGAACCGACGAAUCUUUACCUACACUGACUCUGAUAGAUACACCAAUUUGGAGGAGCACUGUCAGAAAAUGACCACCGCAGCCAGUGAGGUGCCGUCAUUCUUAGUUGAACGAAUGGCAAAUGUCAGGCGGCGACGGCAGGACAGGAGAGGAAUGGAGGGCGGCAUCCUCAAGUCACGCAUCAUCACCUGGGAACCCUCAGAAGAGUUCAUCAAGAACAGCCAUGUCAUUAACACCCCUCUUCAGACAAUGUACAUCAUGGCGGACCUGGGGCCAUAUGGAAAGCUUGGCUAUAAGAAGUAUGAGCAUGUCCUCUGUACCCUGAAGGUGGACAGCAAUGGUGUGAUCACAGUUAAACCUGACUUCACAGGCCUCAGAGCACCCUACAGAAUCGAGACAGAAGGGGAGAAGCAGGAGCUGUGGAAGUAUACGAUCGACAACGUGUCCUCCCUCGCACAGCCAGAGGAGGAGGAGCGGGAACAGCGAGUGUUCAAGGAUCUUUAUGGCCGGCAUAAGGAGUAUCUCAGCAGCCUCGUGGGCACUGACUUUGAGAUGACUGUCCCAGGCACGCUCCGGCUCUUUGUAAAUGGAGAGGUAGUUUCAGCACAAGGCUAUGAGUAUGACAAUCUCUACGUCCACUUCUUUGUAGAAUUGCCAACUACUAACUGGUCAAGCCCAGCAUUGCAGCAGCUCUCAGGAAUAACACAGACCUGUGCCACCAAGUCCCUGGGAAUGGACAAGGUGGCUUACUUCUGUUACCCAUUCACAUUUGAAGCCUUCUUCCUCCACAAGGAUGAAUCUGCUGAUGCUCUCCCUGAGUGGCCUGUGCUCUAUUGCGAGGUCCUCUCCUUGGACUUCUGGCAGAGGUAUCGUGUGGAAGGCUACGGGGCUGUGGUGCUGCCUGCCACCCCAGGCUCUUACACCCUGACCGUCUCCACGUGGAGACCCAUGGAGCUGGGCACGGUAGCUGAGCUGAGGAGGUUUUUCAUCGGCGGUUCUCUGGAACUAGAGGACCCUUCCUAUGUGCGGAUACCAGGAACCUUCAAGGAUGGGAAUGAGAAUGGGAGCGAGGCCAGCCUGGCACCUGGCGUCUUGAGACUGCAGAAGCCUGAUGCCGUCUCGACCGUAUGCCACAGGGGGAGCGUCUCAGCCGCUUCGGACUCCGCACAGAAACCACAGGGAGCGUCACCUUCCGCUUGCACUGUCUGCAGCAGUCCAGAGCCUUCAUGGAAUCAAGCUCCCUCCGGAAAAGAAUGCAGAGUAUGUUGGACCGUCUGGAAGGAUUCAGCCAGCAGAGCUCCGUUCACAAUGUGAUGGAGGCCUUCUAUCGAGCCCGGCGCCGCAUGCAGGAGGCCCGAGAAAGCCUCCCCCAGGACCUAGUAGGGCCCUCGGAAACCUUGGAGUCCUAGCUCACUGUAGCCCUGGCCCAUGGUGCAAGAGGACAGGACGAGAUUUGCCUGAGGCUGGUACUCUCCUGCCUCUUCCUCUUUCUUAUUACAGCCCAUACUGACCUACUGGGAACUAGAAGAGCUAGGAAAUCCCUGGUUGGCCCCGCUGCCUAACCUUCUGCUGGGUCUUUUCUCUGUCAUGUGGAUAUAAAGCCAGAGACCUGUGGCCUGCUGUGGUCCCCCUCUUCAUAUUUCAGCUGCUAUAAAUGGGCAUCACAACAAGACAGACUUUUGGUCUGCAGCUAGUUUGGGGUGACCUCAUAAUUAGUCCACCCUUGACACAGCCUCUUCUCUGGCUUGUCUUAUAGCCUCAGUAGCAGAGAGCUACAGGGAUCUGCUGUUCCACAGCCUGCCUGCUUUCUUCCAAGACAGGAGGAGGAGGGUGAGAGAGAUCUUAAAUCUUGGCCUGUGAGUCUCAGCCUCCUCUUUCCAGGGCAGCCUCGUUCUGCUGCUUAGGGCUUAUUGAGAUUGAGAUAUGUCUCAUUUCUGGUGUAAAUGAGGGCUAAAGGCAGUGCCCAGUCCUUUUUGCUAGCUGGCUAUAUCUUUUAUUGUGUUUUUUAUACAUAAAAACUUUUUAUAUUGA